GGGAGCGCGGCGGGGCCGGGAUGUGGCGGCGGCUGCGGGCGCUGAGGGGCUGCGGGCGGCGAUGGCAGCACGGCCCGGCCAUCCAGGUGACCAACGAGCCCAUCCUGGAGUUCAAGCCGGGGAGCCCCGAGCGAGAGGCGCUCCAGAAGGCCCUGGCUGACCUGAAGGACAAGACCGAGGACAUCCCGUGUGUGAUUGGGGGGGAGGAGGUGUGGACCCCCACAGUGAGGUACCAGGUCUCGCCCUUCAACCAUGCACACAAGGUGGCCAAGUACUGCUAUGCCAACAAGGAGCUCAUUAACAAGGCCAUUAACGCUGCCCUGGCAGCCAGGAAGGAGUGGGACCUGAAGCCUGUGCAGGAUCGAGCCCAGAUCUUCCUGAAGGCAGCUGACAUGCUGAGUGGCCCGAGGAGAGCAGAAGUGCUGGCCAAGACCAUGGUGGGACAGGCCAAGACCGUGAUCCAGGCCGAGAUCGACGCCGCGGGCGAGCUCAUCGACUUCUUCCGCUUCAACGCCAAGUACGCGCUGGAGCUGGAGCAGAGCCAGCCCCUGAGCGUGGACAUCAGCACCAACUCCAUGGUCUACCGGGGGCUGGAGGGCUUCGUGGCUGCCGUGUCCCCCUUCAACUUCACGGCCAUCGGUGGCAACCUGGCAGGGGCUCCGGCGCUGAUGGGUAACGUGGUGCUCUGGAAGCCCAGUGACACGGCCAUGCUCUCCAGCUACGCCGUGUACAAGAUCCUGCUGGAGGCGGGGCUGCCGCCCAACGUGGUGCAGUUCGUGCCCUCGGACGGGCCCGAGUUUGGGGACACCGUCACCAGCUCCGAGCACUUCUGCGGCCUCAACUUCACCGGCAGCGUGCCAACAUUCCGGCGGCUCUGGAAGCAGGUGUCAGAGAACCUGGAGCGCUACCGCAACUUCCCGCGCCUGGCUGGAGGUACCAGCCCCCCUGCCCCAUUUUUUAUUUUUGUGUUUCUUUGCUUCAUAGAAUCACAGAAUAUUUUGGAAGGGACCCACAAGGAUCAGCAAAGUCCUGUCUCUGUCCAGGCCAGUGCCAAGAACCCACCCUGUGCCUGGGAGCAGCUCCAAACCCUUCCUGAGCUCUGCCAGGCUCCGCGCUGUGCCCAUCCCCUGGGAGCCCCCAGCCAUCCUCUGGGUGAAAAACCUUUAAAAUCCAACCCAAACCUCCCCUGGUACAGCUCCAGGCCAUUCCCUUGGGUCACCAGAGAGGGGAUCAAUGUCAGUGCCUGGCCCUCCCCUUGUCCUCAUGGGGAAGCUGCAGUGAGGUCUCCUUCAGUCUCCUCCUUUGCAGCCCCCCAGCCCCGUUGCGGGCUGUGCCCCGCCCCGGCAGCUCCUCCCGUUUCCGUCUCCGUCCCUCAGGAGUGCGGCGGGAAGAACUUCCACGUGCUGCACCGCUCGGCCGACGUGGGCAGCGCCGUGAACGGCACGCUGCGCUCGGCCUUCGAGUACGGCGGGCAGAAGUGCUCCGCCUGCUCGCGGCUCUACGCGCCCGCCUCGCUGUGGCCCCACAUCAAAGAGAAGCUGCUGGAGGAGCACGGCAAGAUCAAAGUGGGAGAUCCCACCCAGGACUUUGGCACUUUCUCUCGUCCCUUUGCCAGGAUCAAGAGCUGGCUCCAGCACGCCCACAGCUCCCACCUGACGGUGCUGGCGGGCGGCGGCUGCGACGACAGCGUGGGCUUCUACGUGGAGCCCUGCAUCGUGGAGAGCAGGGACCCCCGGGACCCCAUCAUGAGAGAGGAGAUCUUCGGGCCCAUCCUGACGGUGUUCGUGUACCCCGAGUAUCAGUACCGGGAGGUGCUGGAGCUCAUCGACAGCUCCACCCCCUACGGCCUCACGGGGGCGAUCUUUGCUCAGGAUAAGGCUGCCAUCGAGGAGUCCCUGAGGCUGCUGCGCCACGCCGCCGGCAACGUCUACAUCAACGACAAAUCCACGGGGGCCGUGGUGGCCCAGCAGCCCUUUGGGGGUGCCCGCAUCUCAGGCACCAAUGACAAGCCCGGGGGUCCCCAUUACCUGCUGCGCUGGACGUCCCCCCAGGCCAUCAAGGAGACGCACGUGCCGCUGGGGGACUGGCGCUACGCCUACAUGCAGUGACCUGGGGACAGCCUGGGGACAGCCUGGGGACACUGCCACCCUCCACAGCACUCACACUACUGACCCCGACCCCCCCUCCCCUCCUGAGAGGUCUUUAAAAAAGGAAAAAAAGAAAAAAAAAAAAAAACAAAGCGUUGUUCAAUGGUGAAGCUCCGAGCUCCUGUGUGUCCUGGGUCGGGUGGCACUUGGGGACAUGAGGGUGAGUGUGGCACUGGUUGGGUUUGGGGGCUUUAAAGGUCUUGUCCAACCUCA
Molecule: messenger RNA, 2360 nt
Organism: Melospiza melodia melodia
Lineage: Eukaryota; Metazoa; Chordata; Aves; Passeriformes; Passerellidae
Gene: ALDH4A1
Product: aldehyde dehydrogenase 4 family member A1
Molecular function (GO): L-glutamate gamma-semialdehyde dehydrogenase (NAD+) activity
Source: RefSeq, a predicted model, not a curated record